UCUUUAAAAUAACAUUGUGAAAUACAAGGUCGCAAAAUCUUGGGAAAAAUGCAAGCUGUGAAGGAAAAGCUACAAGAUUUUAAUGCUGCACGUAAGGCCAAGGCUGAAGCAAGGGCCGAAGAAAAGGCCGAGAAAGAGAUUGCUAAUGCCAGAAAGAAUAUAGCUCAUGAGGUUAGGUUGGCAAAAGAAGCUGAAGCAACAAUGGAUAUACACGUGGAAAAAGCAGGAAGAAUAGCUGAGAAAGAAAUAUCAAAGCAUGCAUCUAAGAAUCCAAACGUUGGUUAUGAAAACAUGAAUUCCACAGAUCCUGCUACAGUGGAAAUAACAAAUGGACCCGCCUCUACUAUUAACUGAAAAUCAUGUUUAUAUUAGAUUAUUUAAAAGAAAUGUUACAUUUUAUAUAGCUUUAAAUAAAUAUGAAACAAAUAUGUGUGGAAACACUCCACAAAUGAAAUAUUUUGUAAUAUAAAAAAGAAAAAUCUUGAAACUAAUUAGUGUGAUGUAUAGGAACUUUUAGUUCAACUUUUCUUUCCAUGUUA
Glycine soja is the source of this 539-nucleotide messenger RNA. Its product is annotated as late embryogenesis abundant protein 6-like. Gene Ontology annotation, biological process: embryo development ending in seed dormancy. Bases 49 to 354 code for a protein of 101 amino acids. The transcript has 2 exons. The record is from RefSeq and is a predicted model, not a curated record. Lineage: Eukaryota; Viridiplantae; Streptophyta; Magnoliopsida; Fabales; Fabaceae.